AUUGCCUGGUGGUUCUUUCACAAAGCUCCUGAAAGCAGGGAAAGUGCCUUCAGAAUAAACAAAUUCAGAAAAGGCCCUCUAUGAAUCACUUGCCAACAGAAAGGAACGUCUUGGGGGUAUAUAGUUUUUAUUCAUGUACUAGCUAUGGAAAAUCUCAGCAAAGAAUAAACGGCACAAAGUGAGUGAAGUGCAGUCAAGGACAACAUAAGAGAGUAACCAUCAAAGAUCUGUUCCCUGGCCACUUUGGGACGGGGCAUUGAAAUAAAAGCUGCUAAGAAUUUGUUUUCUCUGCCAAGCCCAAUAUUCUUCUCUCCCACGUUUCGCUAUGGAGGAAGAAUCUGCAAAGGACUUUCUCUUCACAGACCAGGACUUCUCCUCUGAACUGCUGAGGCAGCUCAACAUUUUAAGGCAAAAGGGGAUGUUGACUGAUGUUACUCUCUGCACUAGUGAGUUUGAAAUCCCUUGCCACAGGAAUGUGCUGGCUGCAAGCAGUCCUUACUUCAAGGCAAUGUUCUGUAACAACUUUAAAGAGAGUUGCCAAGCAAAAGUCGACUUGAAAGGCAUUGACUUCAAUAUUUUGUAUCAGAUUGUCCUUUAUGUUUACACAGGAGAGAUUCUUAUAACACCCGAGAACGUCUUGUACCUCAUGGAGGCCACUUCUAUGUUACAGUACAUAAAAUUGUUUCAGGCCUGCUCCUUGUACCUCCAGGGACAGCUGACUCCUGAUAAUUGCCUGAGCAUGAUAAGGUUCUCUGAAAUCUUGAACUGCCAGAAUCUCAAUAAGAAAGCCAAGGAGAUGGCUCUGAAGUGCUUUCCUGCAGUAGCAUCUUCUGAAGACCUGAAGGAGCUUUGUGCCCUGGAACUUAUUGAUUACCUGGGGGAUGAUGAGCUCUGUGCUGAGGAGGAACAAGUGUUUGAGACACUGAUGGUCUGGAUCCGGCAUGACCUCCAAACACGACAGGGCUACAUCCAAGAUUUGUUCAAGAAGGUCCGGCUCCAGUAUGUCCACCCAACCUUCCUUUUCCACUUCAUCGCCAAUGACUCCCUCAUUCAGUCUUCACCCGCUUGUAGAAGCAUCCUGGAAUCAGCCCGGAGACAGAUGUUCUCAUUGUAUAGCACCAGCACUCCUGACAUCAAACCCAUGUGGCACGUUCCUCGCCGAUAUUCAUACCAAGAGUUUCUCAUAAUCAUUGGUGGCAGGAAGGACAACCAGACGACAACCAGGGAUGUCCUGCUGUAUGAUGAGAAAACCAACCAGUGGCUGAGCCUCGCCAAGCAUCCUGUGCGCCUUUACAAAGCCUCCACAGUGAGCCUGCAUAGCAAUAUCUAUGUAUUAGGAGGGAUGCCCGUUAGCAAUGAGAAAAGUCCAGUCAGUGAUCAUGUUUAUAUUUUCUCCCUCAAGCUAAAUCAAUGGAGGUUAGUUGAACCCAUGCUGGUUCCACGUUAUUCCCACAGAAGCAUAGCCUAUAAGAACUACAUUUUCUCAAUUGGAGGAAUUGGAGAGAACCAGGAAAUACUGAAUUCCAUGGAGAGAUACGAUAGCAUUUAUAACAUCUGGGAGAAUAUGGCAAGCAUGCCCGUGGCUGUACUUCAUCCUGCUGUUGCAGCUAAAGACCAAAGAAUUUAUCUCUUCGGAGGGGAAGAUAUUAUGCAGAACCCUGUCCGUCUAAUACAGGUUUACCACGUAUCCAGGAACAUGUGGUUUAGAAUGGAGACCAGAAUGGUGAAAAAUGUUUGUGCGCCAGCAGUGGUGAUUGGAGACCGGAUUAUCAUUGUUGGAGGGUACACCCGGAGAAUAAUUGCCUACGAUACAAAGGCCAACAAGUUUAUUAAGUGUGCGGACAUGAAGGACAGGCGGAUGCAUCAUGGAGCUGCUGUGAUCAAAAACAAGCUGUAUGUUACUGGAGGGCGCUGCCUCACUACAGACAAUACGAUCCAAGACUCUGAUUCAUUGGACUGCUAUGAUCCUGAGACGGACACAUGGACUUCGAAGGGGAAACUCCCACACAAACUCUUUGACCAUGGAUGCCUUGCUCUUCAGUGUGUCCCCUGUUCCAACCUUUUGUAAAGGAACCUUGUGUUGCUCUAGCCCCAGGGCCAUCCUUAGGAUUUACAAGGCCCUGCGCAAUACUAUUAAAUUGGUGCCCCUAUGACCAAUGGCAGCAGCACUGGAGGGGAGUGGCAGAGGAGGAGGAUUUUUUUUAGAGCUGUGAAUUUAUAAUCUUCAGCAACAUGCUAAUGAAAUAUUUUUAAAAUAAAUUUUAAACUCUGGUCCUGCAAACUUAACACAGUACAUUUAGAAAUAGACAGAAUAUAUCUGGGGUUGACAAAUGCCUGUUAAAUGGCUUCAUUACCACUCGAAUGGCUCUUUCACGGGUUCAACGUUCUGCUAGUAGGUAUGUCAGGUGUUUCCUCUUUUAAGUUAACUAGAUCCUUUCUGGAGGAAGCAGGGACACAGAACAGAGAUAGGAAGAAGCAGGUGAGUAGACAUUAAGACUCAGUGGUGCCCCAAAUGUUUGGGUGCCCUACACAACUGCAUAUUCCGCAUAUGGGUAAGGACAAUUCUGUCUGGCCCAAAGGGCCCAGAUUGCUGAGUACAGUGAAUAUGGAAAGUACUAAUCGCCACCCCAACCACCUGCUAGCGAAGCAAGCAAAGGAGGCAGUCAUCUCCAGGGUCCUGUGUGCAAAAGGUCAUUAAUUCUUAGAUCUGUGCAUAUGAACUGCAGCAAAAUGGGGUGUAAUUUGCGGUAAGUACAUUCUGUAUUUCCCAACAGCCCCAUUCUGAGGUCCUUACUCAGAUUUCACUCAAGGAAUUGGAGUGAAAUAUGGGCAAGAGCCUUAAGAUUUCACAAAGUACACAGUGUUUUAGACGAUACAUAGAAAUGCUGAAAUCUCAGGAGAAACAUGUCAUAACAAAGAUGCAAAUGUAUUUACAGUCACCACUCCCCUCUACUUGACAGAAACAGAACUCAAUUGUAUGUCAUAGUCCAGAUACUAAGAGAAAUCUCUCCUUUAGAUCAGGUGGCAUGGGCUUUAGGAAUAGCAGGAUCUGAGUUAUUCCCCCACCACCACCACCAACCUGACUCACCAUGAAGUUCUGAGCAUCCAUGUGGUCCUACAUAGUCAUGGAUUUGCUACAAUACUAAUCAGGGAAAACCUUUCUGCCAUCAGUUAAUGCUGUAGGAAGGGCUUUGGAAAAUGAACAGAUUAUACAGGAAGGUAGGGAAGAAAUGACUGUACAUCACAAAGUACAGAGGAACAACUCCCCCUGUCCUUGUUUCUGAACCCUUUUAAAUGUUUGUGAGAUGGAUAUUUGAAUCCUCAGAGCUGACCAUUGUCCUGGUGACUGGAGGAAAGUAGAUCAAGGUCUCUUUAAGAAUUUUCUCUUCUAUCUCCCUUAGGGCAAGUCUACACUAGGAAAAUAUUUCAAAAUA
Pelodiscus sinensis (Chinese soft-shelled turtle) is the source of this 3434-nucleotide messenger RNA. RefSeq names its product kelch like family member 38 (gene KLHL38). The record is from RefSeq and is a predicted model, not a curated record. Gene Ontology annotation, molecular function: protein binding. NCBI's taxonomy places the organism in Eukaryota, Metazoa, Chordata, Testudines, Trionychidae.